UCUAUUGGGUUUCUCUACUUAAUUCGGUUAUUCAUAAAUUUUCAUGAUCUCCCCCUCUUUUACAUAUAUAUAUAUAUAUAUAUAUCUGGCACUUCUCUGGUUUCUUCUCACAGCACACUGCUAGUUCGAUAAGAUGGCUGCUAACGAGGGAGUGAUGUCAGAUUGGUUAAGCAGUUUACCCGACGAGGUUCUUCAUCGGAUCCUGUCUAUGCUUCCUCUGAAAGAUGCCGUAAGGACGAGCGUGCUAUCGAAGAGGUGGGAGCGCCUUUGGGAGUCCGUCACUACCAUGUCGGUAAACGAGACGAGGUUCUCCCAUAGGUUGCAAUUCAUGGACUUUGUGGAUAGAGCUCUGCUUCUCCGGGACUCGUCGCCCUUGGAGAAGUUCUCCAUGCUCUGCUCCGUAGGACAUGAUGUUGCUCGUAUCAAUCAAUGGAUCGACCUCGUGGCAGAUUGCGGCGUCCAAGAGCUCUCCCUGCUCUUCACGAAAGUCCAACGACAGCAUGUACUGCCGCGGGGCUUAUUUGAGAGCGAAAAGCUGGUGAAGCUUCUCCUGCAAACAAAGUGCAUUCUGCGGGCUCCGCCUUCCGUCAAUCUUCCGUGUCUCAAGGACAUGACCCUGAGCUUUCUCAUAUUCGAGGACGAGGAGUCGACUCGGAAAUUGUUCUCUCUUCCGACACUGGAGAAGCUCUGUCUCUACCGAUGCAACUGGACUCACCUCCAGGCUGUGAGCAUUUCGGCUCCAAAGCUGCAAAAACUGUCCAUACAUGAGGGGGAGUAUCACGAACGUUACGACCGUCGCGGCAGGGUUGUGAUUGAUGCGCCUUGUCUCAAGUCAUUCUCUUACCGGGGCAAAUUCAUUGACAAAUAUGUCAUGUCGGACUCACCCGGGCUUGUUGAGGCCGAUGUUCGUUUCUUGGACUUUUGGCCAGAUGAACGAAACGGAAAUAUGUGCCUGCUCUUCAGGGGCCUGCGUGCAGUGAAGAGCCUAACUCUAGACGCUCCAUUCCUCUCGGAUCCGGCUCAUGAAGAUUAUUUCCACAGGACAUUUCCGGUUCUCGGCAAUGCAACCGCAUUGAACUUGGGGGAUAAGAUAGACAUCAAGCUACUCCCGGUGCUACUAAGCAAAUUCCCGCACCUCCAGAUAUUCGACAUUGCUGCAGAACUCAAUGUGCUUGAAGAUCGGGAAGUAUCUCGUGUAGUGAACCGUAUGAGGUCCUACCAAAUGCCGCAUCUGAAGAAGAUUUUUGUUCGCCAUUUUAAGCCGACCAAGUCAGAUCUUCGUAUCGCGAUACUGCUACUCGGGGUCAGCGAUGUUCUGGAGGAAAUAGUUUUACAUUAUGCGGAGCCACAUCGCAAUGAACUGUCGGUGAGGGCGAAUGACCUUCUCCUACACUUGAUGGAGCUCCCUAGGGACCCUAAGCAUUGCAAAGUCCAUUUAAUCCUCUAGCCAACUAGCUCGAUCCAUCUGCGGUGCGCCAUAGUGUUAGUCGAAUGUGGGAAUGAUAUAUUUGAUUAGUUCUUGCUGCUGAUAAUUAAGGAUUUGACCGUUUUGGUUUGUUCUGGUAAUUAAAGUGCGUUUGGAUUUAAAGUUGAGUUGA
Molecule: messenger RNA, 1598 nt
Organism: Punica granatum (pomegranate)
Lineage: Eukaryota; Viridiplantae; Streptophyta; Magnoliopsida; Myrtales; Lythraceae
Source: RefSeq, a predicted model, not a curated record